Caenorhabditis angaria is the source of this 1657-nucleotide messenger RNA. The record is from the annotation of a GenBank genome assembly. Lineage: Eukaryota; Metazoa; Nematoda; Chromadorea; Rhabditida; Rhabditidae.
AUGAACGAAACUGAAAAUGAAACAAUGUGCUCAAAAUCAGAAGGUUAUGAUUCUACUAGAUAUGCGUUGAUUGUUUAUUGUGGAACUCCGAUUGCCAUUGCUGGAGUGAUCUGUAACUGGAUUCUUUUUGUAAGUCCUGAAAAAACUUGAACCUUAGCCUAAAACCUUAGUUUUGCAGCGCUUGUUCAUGAAGUCCAAAUCAAUGAAAUCACCCACAUUCUACCUCCUGAUUCUAGCAAUUUUAGGUAAGACAAACCUAGCCCAGGCUCAGAAUUCAAAUCUGAAACUGUUCAGAUCUUCUUAUGGAUCUUCUCUACAUCCCAUUCUUUACUGUCGAUGCUUUGGCAAUUGCGGAUGACAAUCAAUUUUUAUACCAUCUUUGGCACUAUUACGCAAUGUUUGUGUUUGGUUUGAGCAAAUUGAGUGAGUUUUUUCUGGAAUUCUGAAUUUUUUGUGGAAAAAAAGAAGAUUAGGCUAAUAGGAUAAUCUAGAAAUCUUGUUUGAAAAUCCAGAUUUUCUAACAAAAUUUGUGGAUACUGGGAAUAUCUGGUUUAAACUUGAAACUCGAAAAUUUUUGAUAAAUAUUCCUAGAGAAUUUAGAAAAAGUUCAGAUUUGCCAGAACUCAAAAAAUACGUGUUCCAUGUGGCAAACCAAGUUUCAUUAUUUUUAUGAUAACUAUAGAAUUUCAGUUAAAAAACUCUGAAAUCCAAACUUAUCAGAUCUCACCCCUCUUCCAAGUAUUCUGAAUCCCAAACCCUCCAUUUUUUCCAGUUCAAUUCGCAUCAACCUACGUCAUCCUCUGCGCAACAAUCGAACGUUUCAUCGUUGUCGCCGAAAUCGCAUCCCUCGAUUUCCUUAUCUCAUCAACAGGCAGAUUUGCAACCAUCACAUCAACAUUCAUAAUGGCUCUCAUCCUACGAAUCCCCGGAUUUUUCGAAUAUCGAAUAGUCUACCAACCAGAAUGCCCCGUCUACGAGUGCUAUAAUUACGAACCAAUUUUGGCGAGCUGGCAGCAUUAUAAGGUGUAUAAUUUCUAUGUUAUGAAUGUUCUACAGAUCUUUGUGCCAUUCGCAUUAUUAUUGAUUAUCAAUAUCUCAAUCGUUAUUGUCACAAAACGUAGAUUAACGGGGAUUGGUUGGGCGGUCACAACAUUCAUUGAUAUGCCAAAAGUCAGUGAGAUGAUUCGAAAAGAAUCGCUAAACUCAAAUCAGCGUCGGAGAGAUGAAUUGAGAUAUGCAACAUGGACAAUGGUCUCUAUAGCCACAACAUAUUUGUGCUGUUCCUCGUUAUCACUAUUCAUUGGAGUUCUGGAAAAUGUCACGCCAGAAAAUGAGCUUCUAUACACUGAGGAUGGAUCAAGCACGGUGUUUUAUACAUUGGCUACUGAUACUGUGAGCAUUUUGGUUGCUGUGAAUAGUCUUUUGCGGAUAUUCGUCUACAUGCUGUGCAGCCCUAACUUCCGGUAAGUCGAGGAGUAACCUCGAUAUAAAUAAAAUUAUUGCCUUCAGAACCGAAUUGCUCACUGAAUACCCAAUAUUCCGAUGUGUUUGCUGCUGCUCAAAAACCGAAGAAUCGGCCAAGAAAAUCAAAGAGGAUCGCAAAUUAUUUAUCGGCUAUCAAAAUCUGAUCAUGGGUCCAAGAGUCGAUAUGCUAUAA